AUUUAACAAAGUUCAGAGCAUAUCAAUUUGCUAUAAUUGCAACAAACAUUUUUUUCAAACGAAUUCAAAACCACUUUUUUUGCUAUUUAUUGUUACGUUUCGGUUACGCUUAAUUAUCACUUUCGAAAUUUGAACUGUUCGCAUUCGUUUACUCUUUAAGAACAGUUUCUUUCGUUUGUCAAAUGUCAGAUAAAGAAGUUGUUGUUAUUGGUGUAUUAACAGUCUGUGAUAUUUGCUUCGAACAAACCAAAUCCGUGUGCUGAAUUAGAAAGGCAUUUUAUUAUAAAACCAAAAUGUUUUCGGUGUCUCAGACAUUCCUCUGUAAUUGGCUGUUUUUGCUAGUAUUGUGGACAAGUCAAGGAUAUUCCGAUGAUGCGGUUGCUCCACCGAUCGUAUUGUGGCACGGGAUGGGCGAUACCUGCUGUUUUCCGUUCAGCCUUGGCUCGGUCACGAAAAUGCUAAAAUCCAAAAUUGGCGAAUCACUCUACGUAAAAUCGGUGCGAAUCGGCGAGUCUAUUAUAACGGACUACGAGAGUGGAUUCUUUGUUCAUCCUAAUAAGCAGGUGGAGGAAGUUUGCAAACAAUUAUCCAAUGAUUCAAAGCUGCAAAACGGCUACAAUGCUAUUGGAUUCUCACAAGGAGGUCAAUUCUUACGUGCCAUAGCCCAAAGAUGUCCCCAUCCACCAAUGCUGAAUUUAAUAACACUUGGCGGUCAGCACCAAGGCGUUUUCGGUCUACCAAAUUGUCCGUCAUUGAGCCAUAGAUCCUGUGAGUCGUUCCGAAAGAUGUUGAACAUAGCCGCCUACACAGAGUGGAUGCAAAACUUUUUGGUUCAAGCUACUUACUGGCAUGAUCCACUCAAUGAAGAAAAGUAUGCGCAGCAGAGUUCUUUUCUGGCCGAUAUAAACAACGAAAAGUCGAUCAAUCAGACCUACAUCGAUAAUCUGAUGAAGUUGAAUAGUUUCGUUAUGGUCAAGUUCACUGAAGACACUAUCGUUCAGCCGCUACAAUCUCAAUGGUUUGAAUUCUAUGCUCCGAAUCAAGACAAAAUAAUUUUACCAUUAAACGAAAGUGCUAUUUUCACUGAGGACAAAUUGGGUCUGAAAGCAAUGAUGGCAGCGAACAAACUAAUAUUUUUAGAGUCGAAGGGAAAUCAUCUACAGUUUACCGAAGAAUGGUUCACAAAAAAUAUAAUUCCAAUACUGCAGCCAUAGGUCAUUUUUCUCACCGAUUGAGUGAUUAGAAAAUUGCCACAACAGUUACCAUUACUUUAAGUGACUCUGAGAUAUAACUCGCUAAUGUUAGGAUUAUUGAAUGAGCCGUGGAUGCUGCAGUUUGAUUUACAAUUAAAGAUUUAAAAAUUUAUUUUU
Messenger RNA from Bradysia coprophila, 1370 nucleotides. RefSeq names its product Palmitoyl-protein thioesterase 1 (gene Ppt1). Lineage: Eukaryota; Metazoa; Arthropoda; Insecta; Diptera; Sciaridae. Gene Ontology annotation, molecular function: palmitoyl-(protein) hydrolase activity. Gene Ontology annotation, cellular component: lysosome. The record is from RefSeq and is a predicted model, not a curated record. Gene Ontology annotation, biological process: protein depalmitoylation; receptor-mediated endocytosis.